GGUCGAGUGCUUUUUAUAUAGUCGAAGCAGUUUGCAAGCGCUCCUAGAUCUACACUAGAUCUACACUACAGCAAGGUAAGCGACUAUGGAUUUUGGUCCACAAACAUCUGAUCAAUCGAUUGAUUGAUCUUGUGCGAUCAAAGUUAGUUGCUGUGCCCUGUUGAAUGAAACAACUGUCAUAUAGUCAUAUGUACUGUAUAAUUGUUGUGGCAUACGUACAUGUGUACUUGUAUACAGCUGCCACCCCCUCAUGUGUGCCACCGUUCAGGUUGGUUGGCAGCAGUUAGCAGCAGUUAGAAGUUGAAGUGCAACCAGCCAUGACCAUCUCAUGCGCACACUGCACUGGUUAGGACUGGCAAGGAUCCUGUGGCUCGCACACUUUUCUCCUCGUCUUUAUACAACCUCCCUGAUGAGUUCAGUAUUCAGGAAGAACUGUCAUUUGGAGCGUCUGGACCAACAUGGAGGGAGCUGGCUGAUCAUCUCAGUAAGAUCGGAGAGAGAGAGAGGAACAAGUAGCGAAGGAACUCGUGACCAGCUACAAAAUCGGUAUUAUGUGACUGAGGGUGACUGAGGGUGUGAGGAAGGUCAGCUACCACCAUCAGUCAGCUCGUAAUAAAUGUUGUACAUACAACACUGUAUGCUGUUAAGGUCUACACAGGGAAACGGAGAGCUACCGUAGCCGAAGCUGACCUAUCCUUGGUUAAAACAGGAGAUCUCGUUGCUGUUUAUUGUGAAAACUAUACUAAGGAGCCUGUAAUUGGUGAAUGCAUUCGUAUUGAAGAGCGGUACAUUGAAGUUGCAUGGAUGGAGGGAUCGUAUUCAUCUGUUUGGAACCCUGGAAAAUCCGAGAUCCUAAGAACAUGAGGCUGUUCAUAACAAAUGUGUCAUGAAAGUGAAGUCUCUGUUGGCAUGCCCACUUCCCUAGUGGGAAGUGCGGCCUGGGAUCGAGGCUACAAAACACCUAAACAUCUGUAUUGUUGCUGCAAUGCCACAUUGUGCAAUCAAGAAAGAAGAUCUCGAAUUAUUUUCCCCAUCCCUAAUGAGCAUGCUCAUUUAUAUUAUAAAAUGGCUGUUCAUAACAAAUGUGUCAUGAAAGUGAAGUCUCUGUUGGCAUGCGGGGCAUGCCCCAACCACCAGCUCUACUGGAGUAAGAAGUGGGGAACAAGGUUGCCUCCAUUACACAGAGCUUGUUGUGACGGCCACCUUGAGAUUGUAAAGAUGCUUGUUACCCAUUUAUCCGGCCAUGGAGCUUGUAGAUCUACCUGUUUCACUGAUGACGGUGGUGGGGAGGCUAACAGAGCUCCACUUCACUGGGCAUGCUCGGGAGGUCAUAUCGAGGUGGUGCAGUACUUGAUCAAGGAGGUCAACUGCAGCACUGUCAACUGCAGCACUGAUGUGAGGGAUGAUGAGAGACAGUCCCCACUAGAUAUAGCUAUGGAUCCUGACACUCUGCGAGAGAGGGAAGGCUGUUUGGAUGUUGCCCUCUACCUGAUAUGCCGUGGCUGUGGUAGUGAUAAGGACAAAGACAACUUACUGCAUGCAGCAUGUUGGUGGGGCAAGCUGGAUAUAGUGAAAGAACUGGUUGAGCAACACAAAGUUGACCCCGAAAAACUGCCUGUCAAUGAAUGGAAAGUGGACAAACGGGAGUAUAUGUGGAGCGAUGAGGAGGGUUUUGAUGAAGAAGAUGAGGAUGAGGAUGAGUUACAGUUACCACUGGACAAAGCUCUAGGCCCUGAUUAUCAUGAGUGCGAUAAUGAAGAAGGCCGUGUGGAUGUUGCCCUCUACCUGAUCAACCGUGGCUGUGGAUGGAGUAUGCACAAGGAAAAGUUACUGUGUGCAGCAAGUCGAUGUGGCAAGCUGGGUGUGGUGAAGGAACUGAUAGAGCAACACAAAGUUGACCCCAAGAAGGCAACUGAUGUGAUGAUGGCCAGACUGCUCUUGACGUUGCUUAUUGGAGUGAUCACACUGAAAUUGCUGACUACCUCCAAUCUCUACCAAACUACGAUUAUGAGUAUAUGUUGUGGUCCAAUGCUCGCUGCACAGCUGCUGUGACUGGUGAUAGUGACUCCGGGAGCGAGGAGAAUAGACCACCACCAACAAAGAAACAAAAAGUAUGUCCUAACUGUGAGGAGAGCUGUCAUAUCCACUGUGCUCAAAAGACGCUAGCCAAGGACUUAUGGGAGGCUGUUCAUACAGAUGAAGAUGUCAUCAAAGUAAGGUCCCUGUUGGGACACGGUGCCUGCCCCAACCAC
Halichondria panicea is the source of this 2252-nucleotide messenger RNA. RefSeq names its product ankyrin repeat domain-containing protein 27-like. Gene Ontology annotation, molecular function: protein binding. The record is from RefSeq and is a predicted model, not a curated record. Gene Ontology annotation, cellular component: cytoplasm. Lineage: Eukaryota; Metazoa; Porifera; Demospongiae; Suberitida; Halichondriidae. Gene Ontology annotation, biological process: innate immune response. Bases 880 to 2052 code for a protein of 390 amino acids. The transcript has 11 exons.